AUGGACGAAGACACAAGGACCACCAGUGUCCCUAUCCUGAGGUCCAGGCAGGACUGGCAUGUCUGGUACCGAGCAAUACACGACUUCGGAAGGGCAGAGGGGGUAUGGGACCUAGUAAGACCAGACCUAGAAGGAGAACCAGCCUUCCGAACGGAACCUGCACCAAUUACAAGACCACCCAAGGGUACAGACGCCAGAACGUGGGACAAGUACGAAUUAGACCUCGCAAAGCAAUACAAGGAAUUCGACCAGUACGAUAAGGAGCAGGAUGCACUACGCAAGUUUCGAUACCACUUAGUAUGUAGCGUACAACACCCUAUCAUGACGAGUCUGGCGCUAGAAGAACACUCCCACGUCAUCUUUAAAAAGCUAAAGGAACGCCUCUGCCCAACACAGUCGGAGAGAAGACGAGAUGUAAGGCAACGUUGGAAGUCUUUAAUGGAGGACCCGCCGGCGAAGGACGUUGGUAUUUGGCUUCAAAAUUGGGAGAAUACCUAUGAAGACGUGAAGGAACUCGGUAUAUUGGAUGAAGAAUCCGCAAUUGACGACCUUAUCGAGGCCAACGAACAAAUCGACCCCAUACCGAGACACCUUUCACCAAGUCGUCAGCAAGUUCCAGAAGCGCUACAAGAAGAAGCCGCCAGUGCACAAGUCCAAAUAUCGAGUCUACCAUUAGAGAUUCCGGGAUAA
Messenger RNA from Trichophyton rubrum CBS 118892, 690 nucleotides. RefSeq lists its product as uncharacterized. Bases 1 to 690 code for a protein of 229 amino acids. Lineage: Eukaryota; Fungi; Ascomycota; Eurotiomycetes; Onygenales; Arthrodermataceae. The record is from RefSeq and is a predicted model, not a curated record. The transcript has 2 exons.